Protobothrops mucrosquamatus (brown spotted pit viper) is the source of this 2088-nucleotide messenger RNA. RefSeq names its product alanyl-tRNA editing protein Aarsd1-like. NCBI's taxonomy places the organism in Eukaryota, Metazoa, Chordata, Lepidosauria, Squamata, Viperidae. Gene Ontology annotation, biological process: regulation of translational fidelity; tRNA aminoacylation. The record is from RefSeq and is a predicted model, not a curated record. Gene Ontology annotation, molecular function: ATP binding; aminoacyl-tRNA ligase activity; Ser-tRNA(Ala) deacylase activity. The transcript is spliced from 17 exons.
AAUGAGCCUGUCUGUCUGACAGGGCAGGGAAGCUGAGGGACAGAGAUCAUACGGUAGUAAACGGCAGCCAUCAUGGCAAGACAACCAGCCAAAACUCUAUGGUAUGACCGUCCACGAUAUGUAUUUCUGGAAUUCUGUGUGGAAGACAGCAGGGAUGUAAAAGUGGACCUUGAUGAUUACAAGGUAAUAUUCAGCUGUAAGAAUACUGAUGGCACUGAAAUAUACAACGAGAUUCACUUUUAUGCCCGACUAAAUUCCAAGGAUUCCCACAAUAAGCGUUCAGGCAGGUCCAUCACACUCUUUGCACGCAAGUGGAAGGACAAAGUGCCAUGGCCACGUCUCACCAAAGAAGAUUUCAAGCCAGCAUGGCUCUCAGUGGACUUUGAUAACUGGAGAGAUUGGGAAGGAGAUGAAGAAAUGGAAGCAGCCAUGGUUGAACAAUAUGCAGAGCUCAUGCAAAAAGUCACUAAGAAAGAACCACCGCCAGCCAUGGAUGAUCUUGAUCUUACUACCCAGGUGGUCUCCUGCUGCCCGGCAAAAUUAUCUACAGAAAUUAGUGGAAAGAACAUUUUGAAAGGUUUCCAUGUCAUCCUGGAAGACACUAUUCUUUUCCCAGAGGGUGGAGGGCAGCCUGAUGACCAGGGAUUUAUUAAUGAUAUCCCUGUUCUCAGAGUCACCCGACAAGGUCCAGAUGCUUUACACUUUAUCCAGACACCACUUGAGCCAGGAACUAAGGUACAACUGGUGCUGGACUGGGACCGGCGGUUUGACCAUAUGCAACAGCAUUCAGGACAACAUCUCAUCACAGCACUUGCAGAUCUGAUGUUUGGAUACAAGACAACAUCAUGGGAGCUGGGCCGUCAGCGAAGCACUAUUGAGCUAGACACCUCAUCAAUGACAGUAGAUCAGGUGACAGUCCUUGAGCAGAGUGUGAAUGAAAAAAUUCGAGUUCGGGUCCCUGUGAUGGUACGAGAGUUUGCUGUGGGUGAUCCUGAAGUUGAGAGGGUAAGAAGCCGUGGCUUGCCAGAUGAUCAUACUGGGCCAGUUCGGAUAAUAAGCAUUGAAGGUAUUGAUGCCAAUAUGUGUUGUGGCACACAUGUCUCCAAUCUCAGUGACCUGCAGGUCAUUAAACUCUUGGGUACGGAAAAGGGGAAAAAGAACAAAAUCAACUUAAUUUUUCUUGCUGGCAAUCGGGUGCUGAAAAGUCUGGAUCGAAGCCAUGCCACUGAAAAGGCCCUGACAUCACUGCUUAAGAAUGGUCCCGAAGAACAUGUAGAAGCUGUGAAAAGGCUGCAGAGAUCUGUGAAACUACUUCAGAAGAAUAAUGUGAAUUUGCUAAGAGAUUUAGCUGUUCUUACAGCGCAGAACUUCAGAAACACCUCAGCUCAACAGCCAGUAUUUGUCUUACACAGGAAAGAUGGUGACUCUGAGUUUAUGAAUAUAAUUGCAAAUGAAUUUGGCUCUGCGGAAACCCUCCUUUUCUUAUCUGUGGGAGAUGAAAAAGCAGCUGGGCUUUUUCUGUUGGCAGGGCCUUCAGAAGCAGUGGAGAAACUGGGUCCCAGAGUUGCUGAACUACUGGAAGGAAAAGGAGCAGAGAAACAUGGGCGCUAUCAGGGCAAAGCUACAAGGAUGAGCCAACGAUCGGAAGUGGAGGCCCUUCUUCAGGCAUUCGCCAGCAAAUAAAACUCGGAACAAUGACUGGGCAUCUGGACAAUAAUGCAGUUAGGGAAGAAGCAAAUGAUUCUGCCAUAAUUGUUCCUUAAGGACUAUUUAAUAAUACAAUAAUCUAUUUUUGUUUUUUGAGCAUGCCAGUAUCAGCAGAAAAGAAUGAUCACUGGUCUAAUAUUGCAAAGAGGGAUAUUACUAGAUAUGAAAGAGAUAAAAUAUGUAAGAGAGGUGUGAUAUGUAAAACAAGCAUGUCUGGAAACUAUCUUAUAUCUGUAGGAAGAAGCUUUACCAUAAACCAAGCAGGGUUUUUUUGGUAUUGAGAAGAAUUGCAUUUUUCAGAAAUGUGCUAUGAUGCACGUUCCAUACAAUUUGUGAUGUUUCAGUAUCACAAAUUAAACACUGCAGAUGUUUGCUGAUGUA